This is a messenger RNA of Rhinichthys klamathensis goyatoka, 2664 nucleotides long. RefSeq names its product MAX network transcriptional repressor b (gene mntb). The transcript has 6 exons. Gene Ontology annotation, molecular function: protein dimerization activity; DNA-binding transcription factor activity, RNA polymerase II-specific; RNA polymerase II cis-regulatory region sequence-specific DNA binding. NCBI's taxonomy places the organism in Eukaryota, Metazoa, Chordata, Actinopteri, Cypriniformes, Leuciscidae. Gene Ontology annotation, biological process: regulation of transcription by RNA polymerase II. Bases 233 to 1999 code for a protein of 588 amino acids. The record is from RefSeq and is a predicted model, not a curated record.
ACGAGGGCGGACCCUGGACGGUAUGCCUUUCGACUUGUUGUGUUUUCUGUUACUCCAAUCGCCAUCUUGUUGCCAGUGAAGUAAUGUGUGUCUGAUGAAUUUCGGGAGCGCCCUGGAUGUCUUAUGACUAUCUUAGGAAACCAGUGGAUUUUACUGUGAUUAAGCCAACACGUUUAUCUGUAUCGGGGACUUGCAUACAUUUUAACAGGAACUUAUUGUAUCGGUAUUCAAAAUGAGUAUCGAUACUCUAUUGGAAGCGGCCAGGUAUUUGGAGUGGCAAGCCCAGCAACAACAGAUUACACGUGAGGAGGAGCAGCAGAGAGAGAAAGCCCUGCUGUCCCGUGAGGCUGAGCAGAAGCUCUCCGCCCCUGUUAUCCAGACUGUCCAACUCAACCAUGUGACCUGGGCAGAAGACAUGCGGCUCGGGUCGCACCGCCAGCACCAGCACCACCCUCCGGUCCCGCCCCCUCCCCUCCCACCACCUGUUCCCAUAGCUGUCAUUCCCAUCCCGGUGGUCCCUGCCAACCCUGCAGGCCUUCCCAUUCAGACUGCUUCGUCCCUUCACACGGUCUCUCCAAUGCCAGUGGUCACUUCCUUGGCCACGACCCUGUCCCCGCCAGCAGCCCCUGUCUUCAGCCCCAAUGGCAAAGAUGCCCACUCCCCUCCUCAGCAGCAGCAGCAGCAGCAACAGCAACAGCAGCAGCAUCGUCACUUGAUUGCACAUGUAAAAACAGAAACUAACAGCUUGUCUCCGUCGAACAACGGUCCCAAACAGCUGCAGGCACAGCAGACGCAGACACUGCUGCAGACGUAUCCAGCCCCCAUCAUCACAGCCCAGCACCCACCACAGCAACACACCCUCCUGCCCCAGCCAGCGCUACCCCAACCUCAGCCCACGCCGGCCCAGGUUCAGGCAGGACAACCGCCCAGGACUAAUGGAGCCACUGUGGAAGAUCCACGCAACCUGGAUGGGAAAAGGAGACCUGGAGGAGCUGGAACUCGAGAAGUUCACAACAAGCUGGAAAAGAACAGACGAGCACAUCUAAAAGAAUGUUUUGACACCCUCAAGAAGAACGUUCCUAAUGUGGAUGAAAAGAAAACUUCCAAUUUGAGUGUCCUGAGGAGUGCCCUCCGCUACAUACAGACAUUGAAGCGGAAAGAAAAGGAGUACGAGCACGAGAUGGAGCGCUUGGCGCGGGAGAAGAUCGCCACUCAGCAGAGACUCGCGGAGCUGAAGAACGAGUUGAGCCAGUGUAUAGACGUCAUAGAGAUCGACAGGAUACUCCGACAAACUGUCCAACCUGAAGAUGAUCAGGCCUCCACAUCAACAGCAUCAGAGGGCGAAGACAACUUCGACCAAGACGUAGAGGACGACAUCCUCUCCUCUCCACUCUCGUCUUCUGCACCUAAACUGCCUGCGCCGUCGGAGCCCCGUCCUGCCAUGCCUCCACCCUCCAUCCUCCCUACGCACAUCUCCAUACAACACAAACCCACCACCCCACCCAGCCAUCCCCAGGCAGCGGUGAUCACCCCUCAAGCCAUCGCUCCUGCGCCUCCUUCCCACAUCAUCUCCCCUCCUCAGCAAACAGUCAUCACCCACGCCUCUGUCUCCCAUGCGUCCGUCAUCCAGGCCGUCAAUCACGUCAUCCCAGCUGGGUCCAAACAUCUGGCGCAUAUUGCGCCCUCUAGUGCCGGCCAGCCAAUCGGACACAUCACCGUGCAUCCCGUGACCCACCUCCCCGCAGCCAUUUACCCGCAGUCGGUGGCCGUCUCACAACCGGCGAUGGUGGGACACAUCACGCACACGUUGGCGCACCACCCGCACACUCACGCCCAAGUUAACGGCACACCGGUCACGGGCCAGCAGGCCACCAUGGUGGGGAAACCCACGGCCGUGGUCGCUCACCAUCACACUGGGCUGGUGGGCCAGACGGUGCUCAAUCCAGUGACUAUGGUAACUGUUCCUCCUUUUCCAGUCAGCACGCUAAAGCUGGCCUGAGAGAAAAGAGAGGGUGCGCAGAAAGACUUCAAUGAAAGGAGGUCUCACAAAGCUAGAGCAAGAUAGACGGCGAUCUAGUCGACGACGACUAGAUCCCAGUCAGAAAUUCACUACUGUUGCUCAAACACGCCGGGACCUUUUCAGGAUCGGAGCGUGUCCUCUUUCACGUGUCGAAGGGGCUUGCGUGUCUUUUGCCAUGCAGCGUUGGAAUGAAAUACAUGUAAUGCACUUGCUUAGCUAAAUUCGAAGACAUUGGGUGUCAGUCUUUAGUAAUGUGAGAGUGGAGUGCUAAAACAAAUCAAUUUUUUCUUCUCUUUUCCUCCUAUCCUUUUUUCUGUAUGCAAAUUUUCACGCUUUACAUUCAUUCACCAAAAAAUUCCACAGACGAGUGCUUAAAGGUCAAUACUGGAAGCACGAGGAGAAAAAAAACAAACGUUUACUGUAUAACCAUAUUUUUAGGGGCUUUUAAAACUCUUCAAACGGGGUUUUUGAAUUAAAAAAACAGGUACAUUCAGACUUCUGAAAAAUGGGAUUCCUCGAAGUGUCUUUGACUUGCGAGCAAAUGUAAGUGCCUAUGCCCCAAGUCAAGCCCAUUGGCGCCACCUGCUGCCUACGCAAUGCAACAACACUGCUGAUUAUGAAGCGCACGCGCACAAGACUGUCAU